CUGAUCAGAUCCAUACAAAACCACAAGCAUCUCUCAAAAAAGCUUCGAAAUCUCCGCAUCUCACUCACUCACUCACUCCAGCUCCAGCGGCUCAAAGAUGACAACUUUUGCUCUGCUUUCAUCUGUCGCGCCCCAUAAAGCUCAACUCAUCGGAUGCAGCAGCAGCAGCCACAGCGGUUUUGCUAGUGCUGCAACCCCAAAGUUCGCGUCUUUUCCGAGCAACAACAACAACAACAACAACAGGAGAAGAUCCUUGACGGUUGUUGCAGCCGUCGGCGAUGUCUCGCCUGACGGCACAGUCUACCUGCUCGUUGGCGCCGCCACUAUCGCCCUGCUAGGAACUGCCUUACCUGCAUUCUUCACCCGCAAAGACACGUGCCCGGAGUGCGAUGGAGCAGGUUUCAUUCGGAAGUCGGCGGGGACCUUGAGGGCAAAUGCUGCGAGGAAGGACUUGCCCCAGAUUGUUUGCCCCAACUGCAAUGGGCUCGGCAAGCUCAACCAAAUCGACAAAUAACCAAACUCCAUUGACUAAGAUUCUUGUAUAAGCUUCUCCUACUUCUUUCCUCCUCUCUGCCUACCAGUCAUUUUGUAUGAUUUCUGCAGACUAUUGUGUACAUUCAGAGCAAUUUCAGCUGCUUGUGUUGAAUUAGAAUGAAUAUAUAUGGAUUUU
Molecule: messenger RNA, 670 nt
Organism: Linum trigynum
Lineage: Eukaryota; Viridiplantae; Streptophyta; Magnoliopsida; Malpighiales; Linaceae
Source: the annotation of a GenBank genome assembly